This is a messenger RNA of Magnolia sinica, 1126 nucleotides long. RefSeq names its product hsp70-Hsp90 organizing protein 3-like. NCBI's taxonomy places the organism in Eukaryota, Viridiplantae, Streptophyta, Magnoliopsida, Magnoliales, Magnoliaceae. The record is from RefSeq and is a predicted model, not a curated record. The transcript has 6 exons. The coding region runs from base 1 to 549 and encodes 182 amino acids. Gene Ontology annotation, molecular function: protein binding.
AUGGGCACACAAAAGUUACUGAGAUUGUUAAUUUCAAAAGGUGUUGAUGUGGAUCCACAACAUGAUUCUGGCACUCCAUUGCAAUGGGCUGCAGCUCACCGCAAGCAAGAUGCUGUUAAGAUUUUAUUAGAUCACCAUGCCAAUCCUAAUGUAUUAUUUCAUCAUAUGUUUACUCCACCGGUGGCAUCUGUUUUUUCAGAGUUGUCGGAAUGCACAUUGUUGUUGAUUCAGGCAAUCACAGCAGACCCAUCCGAUGUGAGUGUACUAUCAAACUGGAGCCUUUGUUGGGUCCGCCUGGGACAAGGAGAGCGUGCUUUAGGUGAUGCCAAAGAGUGCAGAUUUCUGAGGCCAGACUGGCCGAAAGCAUGCUACAGGGAAGGUGCGGCAUGGAGGUUACUGAAAAGGCUUGAUAAAGCAGCGAUCGCAUUUUACUGUGGUUUGAAGCUGGAUCCUGAAAACAAAGAUCUUCAAGACGCUUUCUGGGAAGCCUUUGCUGCUCACAAACAGCAAAGACAACAUGAAAACAGAAGCUCUUUCCGUGGCAGUUGAAGAGAUUUUUGGUGCACUCAGACCUAUGGGGUUCAAGUGAGCCGUGAGCAAGAUCCCAGGCACCAGGUGGUGCCUUUUUGAAGAUGUUAUUUGUUCCCAAGUCAGGUUGGUUCAAGGUGGGCUGAAUUCACUAAAUAUGGACUUGUUUUUCUCAUCUUGACUGUUCAGGUUCCGAAUUUGCAUAUUCGCCCACCUCACAAGAGGUCCAGGUUUUUACUUUUUUUGGACCGGGGCAUGUGAAUGGUUGUCCCCACCAGGUGGCUGAUCUGGAUCUUGCACUGCUUUUCUACAAAUCACGUAAGCAUGUCUUUUUGAAAGGUAUAAAUAUGCAUUUUGUAAUAUUGCAGUUGCUCAGCCUAACCAAUUUUACAUGUAGGCCCACCUUUGGCGAUCCAAACCAUUCAUAUGUUGGCCCAUUGUGAAUGGAAGAUACCCAAAAGAAUCCCCAGCAAAUAUCUGUGUUUCGUACAAAACUUGCCAUUGUCUUAAAUUGGUGCAACAGCGCCAUAGUGGGAAAAGGCUCUCCAUAGAUAUUACUAAUCUCACCGACUCAAUUAAAAAAGCCAUUUUAAUUGUU